Messenger RNA from Staurois parvus, 333 nucleotides. The record is from the annotation of a GenBank genome assembly. Lineage: Eukaryota; Metazoa; Chordata; Amphibia; Anura; Ranidae.
AGCUGAUGGGAAAGAUAAAAUACAACAAGCUUGCAGUUUUUCUGUUAAUAUGCAAACCAUAGCAGGUUAUUACACCAUGCAGGAGGAAGACUAGCUGUACUGAUGUACUUCCGCUCUUUGCAGACUUCAUACACAGGAUGUCACCUUCCACUACAUCAGGGGCGGACUGACCAUUUGGAAACUCGGGCACUGCCCGAGGGCCCAGGGUCAGUAGGGGACCCCAUGGGAUGCCCCGGUACCUAUUUCAUAGGCUUUUUUGAGUUUGGGCAAGGACACAGGGGCCCCAUGAUCCCCUAUUGCCUGGGGGCCCCAUGAGUUGUCAGUCCGCGCCUG